AUGGCUAGCGCCGCUUCCUCUUCGGCAGCAAUUCUGUCUACCAUGAAGCAUGUUACGACAAACAAAUGGGACAAGGCGGAGGCUCGGUUGGCGGAAAUCAAGGGUUAUGUGCAUGACGCGGAAAUGAGACUAGCAGACAAGUCUGGCAGUCUUGGUUCCGAUCAGCACGAUCUCGAAGCAGACGUGGCCAGACUGCUCACGGCAGUCCGGAAGACCUAUGCUGGAGCGCCCAGCAUAGAUGUCAGCACCCGCGCUGGCCUCAGAGCCAAAGGUGGCAGCAUGAGAUAUGGCAAGGCCCAUGAGUCGAUUGAAAGUCGGUUGAACACUAUUGAGCGGAUGCUGUCCAACGCCAAAUUCUCAUCGGGGUUCUCUACAUCCGCCGCCUCGUCGUGGCGCGAGGAGCUGCUUGCUUAUCUGCGCCAGUCCCAACGCCGAAUGGAAUACACCAUACUAUUUGGGAAACUCACAAAUGAAUGGGCCGGCUUUCGAUUCAGCGAGCUUUCAGACUCUAUUACAUCCACACAGCAGAGCACGAGCAAUUCAGACGCCGCCUCGGAAGAUGAGGGCUCCGUUUCCGUCGGGCGCAAGGAAAUGCAUGAGCAGAGGCAAGUCUGGGAAGGCUUGGUCACCAAUCUUCGAACGAGUGACCAGGAUAAAAUUGUCGAGUUUCUAGACGAUCUGUUUCAUUCCGGUCCGCGUCACAAAAAAGACGGCAGCUCUGUCGAAGAGCUGGCAGACUUGCGCCCUGCCCUCCUAGGGAAAAUGCGCGGCUCUAUAUUUCGCGGCGCCAAGGACCCGAUCGUGGUCAACGUGGCCGUCGUCAAGGCCGCUAUCAAGGCGAUCCUCGGCGCCGAUCAACUUACCAGCGAGAAACGCCGCGCUAUGAUCGACCUCAGCAACAGAGAAGAUGUUCUAAGCGAGAUUGCCGACAUCUUGAAAAUUGACUUGAAGCUGGCGGCAAUUGAGCGGUGGUCCUGGGGCGACAGUUCGAUCAAAGCGCAGAUGCGCAAGGCGAUCAAUGGAAAGUACCGCGUGUAUAUGGAUAUUGAGCUGCUCGACUCUAUCUUGAUCCACUGUGUCGGACAGUCCGUUUCGGUGCACAUACACAAUGCACUGAAGAAGGCUUGGCUUCCGACAGUUUCCUCGAUAUGGACGGCCAGGGAAGACGCCAAUCGCACCGCCGCAAUUUCGUCGCACAUUCCUGACUUUACGAACAACAACACCUUGAACUCUACCAGAGUGCUACGAAACGAAAUAUACAAAAAGAUAUUCUUUUCUCCGCGACUGCCAAAGGGCAUGACCGAUGAGAACAGCGGAGUUGGGCGCUACGAUGAUGAUGGCUCGGAUGCCGCCGAGGAUAAAGUCCAGAAAAAUCUGACAGAUCUUCAAGAAGGUCCACCCAACGUUGUCAACCUCAAAACUGACAUUCUCCGUGUUUGUUCUGCCGAAAUGAGCGUGCAAAAGAUUGUCCACGGACAGUUUUGCUUACUGCAGAGCGACUUUGAGUGGUUUGGGCCCUCGCUCCCGCAUUCAACUCUCACCACGAUAAUGGAGUAUUUCCACUUCCCUAAGGAACUCGUGCAAUUCACAAAAUCGUUUCUCGAUAUGCACAUACAGUUCCAGGAGGAUGGCAAGGAUGGAGCAGUGCUGACCCGCAAGACUGGCAUUCCAGUGUCAUUUCAGCUCACUGACGGUAUCUCGGAGCUGCUGCUAUUUGUACUGGACUUUGCAGUGAACCAGAGCACCAACGGAGCGCACCUCUACCGAAACCACGAUGAUUUGUGGUUCUGGGGCCAACCAUCCCAGUGCGUGACCGCGUGGGAAACGAUCCGUCAAUUCACCCAGAUAAUGGGCCUGCAGCUGAACAAUGAGAAAACCGCGUUCGCCCACGCCGUUGACGAGUCCAAUCCCCGAUACAAGCCUGCCUCGGAGCUUGACCUGGCCCGUCUCCCUGCAGGGAAAGUGAAAUGGGGCUUCCUACAGUUUGAUGAGAAGCAGUGGAAGUGGACAGCGAACAAAGCAGCGAUUGAGGAUCACAUGGAUGAGUUGCGAUUCCAACUAAAGACGCGCACAUCGGUCAUGUCACAUGUGCAAGCCUACAAUGCUUACAUGAAAAACUUUCUGCCCAACAAUUUCGGCCCUGUGAUUGUUGGACUGGGCGAUGACCACCCCAUCAUGGUAUUGGAGGCGUUACAGCACGCGCAACGGUAUCUCUACCGCAGCGACAGCGGCGAGGGGUCAUCUGGGACUGUAGCCCAUCAUGUGCGCAAGGCAAUCAAAGAGCGCUUUGGUGACGAUGUCAAGGACCAAGUUCCAGACUGUUUCCUGUACAUGGGUGUCGAAUAUGGCGGUCUCGGCUUGGCGAAUCCAGCGCCUGCUUUCGCGCAGUUUAUUCAGCUGCCCAAGAGCGACCUAGCAGACGAUCAAAAGGAUCUGCCUCCUAUGAAGCAUGCUCUGAAGGAACUGAGCUCGGCCAUUUCAGAGGAUUACCGCCUUGCGAGCAAAAGCUUUGUGAGUCGGCUCAACAACAAGAAGCACAAGCACAGGAUGGGCUCUCGACAAUUUGAAGCCACGGAUUCAGAUUCGAGCGAGGAUAGUGAUUUGACGGAAUUUGCCCGCAAAGUUGACGGGGCGCCGAAGUUUAUGAGCUUCAGCACGUACAUGGGCACGACUGAGCAGCAAAGCUGCGCCAUGAGACACUUUUACGAAACGCUACUGGAGGAGCCAGUCGCGGAUUGGUCCGUGUCAAACAAGACGUGGGCUGCGAAAAUGUUUGAUGGCGAGCUGGAGGGGCUGUUUGGCGGAUACAUGGCUGAGGAGGAGUUCUUGUCGCUAGGAUUGUACAGGACGCUGGCUGAGGAAAAGGUUCGCUGGAGCGGCUAA
Akanthomyces lecanii RCEF 1005 is the source of this 2883-nucleotide messenger RNA. The record is from the annotation of a GenBank genome assembly. NCBI's taxonomy places the organism in Eukaryota, Fungi, Ascomycota, Sordariomycetes, Hypocreales, Cordycipitaceae.